Brienomyrus brachyistius is the source of this 1982-nucleotide messenger RNA. It is a transcript of the gene alas2, whose product is annotated as aminolevulinate, delta-, synthase 2. The record is from RefSeq and is a predicted model, not a curated record. The coding region runs from base 38 to 1906 and encodes 622 amino acids. Lineage: Eukaryota; Metazoa; Chordata; Actinopteri; Osteoglossiformes; Mormyridae. Gene Ontology annotation, molecular function: pyridoxal phosphate binding; 5-aminolevulinate synthase activity. Gene Ontology annotation, cellular component: mitochondrion; mitochondrial matrix. The transcript has 11 exons. Gene Ontology annotation, biological process: heme biosynthetic process; hemoglobin biosynthetic process; erythrocyte development.
CCUCCCCUCCCAGUGUCUGAUAAAAACUUGUCAAUAAAUGGGCACGUUGUUUCUCGAACUUGCUCUUUUGCUUUCGUCGUCACACCGACACCACCUCAUAUUUCCGAAAUCCAGUCUCCCAGCUGGCUGCAAAGUUCGUCCUCAGUGCAGGUCAACAGUGAAAACAGUGUCAGCCAUGUCUGCUUUCCUGCACCACUGUCCAUUCCUGAAGACUGUCUCGCAUACCGCCCUGCGGAGGUCGGGCCUCGGUCUCUUCUCUCUGGCCGACAGGUGCCCAGUCGUCAUUCAGCAGGUGGCCACGAAUGCUACCCUGGCCCAGAAACCAAAGGACAGUGCCCCCCACAAAGGCCCCCAGCGCUCCCUGGCCCAGGCUGCCAGCCAGUUGGCUGUUUCCAUGGCAAAAGGCUGCCCCUUUGUGUCCUCCCAGAUCGGAGUGGUGCAGGCGAGGCCUGAGGUGCAGGAGGACAUCCAGCCCACAGGGGGUAUACUGAAAUCCCUGCUAAGCAGUUUACAGAACCUGACCCAUGACAAGACCACCUCCCACAAGGACAAUAUGAAACGCUCCAGUUUUGAUUAUGAUGCCUUUUUUGAGGAGAAGAUUGCUGUGAAGAAGAGAGACCACACUUACCGCAUAUUCAAGACUGUGAACCGCCGGGUCGACAGUUUCCCGUUUGCUGAAGAUUACUCUGUGGCUGGUCAUAAUGGGUCCCUCGUGUCUGUCUGGUGUAGCAACGACUACCUGGGAAUGAGCAGCCACCCCGGUGUACUGGAUGCAAUCCGCGGUGCUCUGAACAAGCAUGGCUCCGGGGCAGGUGGCACCAGGAACAUCUCUGGCACCAGCAACUACCAUGUGGAGUUGGAGAAGGAACUGGCCGCACUGCAUGGCAAGGAUUCUGCAUUGGUCUUCUCAUCCUGCUUCGUGGCCAAUGACUCCACCCUCUUCACACUGGCCAAGAUGCUGCCAGGCUGCGAGAUCUAUUCGGAUGCUGGGAACCACGCAUCCAUGAUCCAGGGGCUGCGCAACAGUGGUGCCAAGCGCUUCAUCUUCCGCCACAAUGACGUUGAGCACCUGCAGGAGCUUCUCAGCCGCUCUGACCCCAAAACACCCAAAAUCGUGGCUUUUGAGACGGUGCACUCCAUGGACGGGGCCAUCUGCCCAUUGGAGGAGCUGUGUGACGUGGCACAUCGCCAUGGAGCCUUGACUUUCAUUGAUGAGGUGCAUGCGGUGGGACUGUAUGGAGCCCAUGGUGCCGGGAUUGGGGAGAGAGAUGGUGUUAUGGACAAGAUGGACAUCAUCUCUGGCACAUUAGGCAAGGCCUUCGGCUGUGUGGGCGGCUACAUUGCCGGUAACGUUGCCCUGGUGGAUACCGUGCGUUCCUACGCUGCAGGCUUCAUCUUCACCACCUCCCUGCCCCCCAUGGUCCUGGCAGGGGCGCUGGAGUCCGUAAGGGUCCUCAGGGGACCCGAGGGCCAAAGGCUGAGGCGGGCGCACCAGAGGAACGUCAAGCACAUGCGGCAGCUACUUCUGGACGCUGGGCUGCCUGUCAUCAACUGUCCCAGUCACAUCAUCCCCAUUCGUGUGGGCAAUGCAGAACAGAACUCUAAGGUUUGUAACAUCCUGCUUGAGAGACACCAGAUCUACGUGCAAGCCAUCAACUACCCAACUGUCCCAAGGGGGGAGGAGCUACUGCGCCUUGCGCCAUCCCCCCACCAUGACCCAGCAAUGAUGGAAUACUUCAUAGAAAAACUGAUGGAGGCGUGGCAGGAGGUUGGCCUUCCAUUAAACAAGCCAGUAACUGCUGCCUGCAACUUCUGUGACCGGCCGCUGUACUUUGACCUGAUGAGUGAAUGGGAAAAAUCCUAUUUUGGCAACAUGGAGCCCAAGUACAUCACAGUGUCUGCCUGACAGGAGAGCUGCAUGUGAAGAAAGGCAUUGUGGGAAAUUGUAUUUCACUGUCAAAAGAAUAUACUCUUUUAAUAUA